Messenger RNA from Micropterus salmoides (largemouth bass), 2635 nucleotides. RefSeq names its product dermatopontin (gene dpt). Gene Ontology annotation, cellular component: extracellular matrix. The record is from RefSeq and is a predicted model, not a curated record. Gene Ontology annotation, biological process: collagen fibril organization. Gene Ontology annotation, molecular function: extracellular matrix structural constituent. Lineage: Eukaryota; Metazoa; Chordata; Actinopteri; Centrarchiformes; Centrarchidae. Bases 59 to 634 code for a protein of 191 amino acids. The transcript has 4 exons.
AGGAGUUUAAACUGAGGCAGCUGUGAGGAAGCGCAGCAGUGGGACUGAUUUCUUCAACAUGAAUCCUGCUCUGGUGGUGUUGGUGUCGUCUUUGCUGGCCACAGUGGCAGCUCAGUCUCACGACCAUCAUGACAUGGGGUGGGUUAAUGGCUACCGCCAGGGCUUCAACUUCCAGUGUCCCCACGGAGAGGUCCUUGUGGCCACCAGGAGCUACUUCAGCGAGCAAGAUGGCAUGGACCGCCUGUGGUCGUUUGAGUGCCAGGCCACACCUGAGGGUCUGGGGGAGCCCAGUGACUGCUGGUGGGACGACAUCAACCGUGCUGGGAUGGAGUGGACUUCAACAUGCACUCGCAAUGGCCUGGUAGCGGGCGUACAAAGCAAGUACUUUGAAUCCGUUCUUGACCGGGAAUGGCAGUUCUACUGCUGCUAUUACAAACGACGCUGUCCCUACUCCUGCAUGAAGACCAGUGACAUUCCUGAACACUACAGAGAAGAGGGAGAGCUGGUGAUCCCUAGUUAUGGGUACUUCAUCCGAGGUGCCCAGACCACAUUCAGUGGAGUGCUAAGAGAUCGGCAGUGGAAGUACAUCCUGUGCAGGAUGACAGACUUUGACUGUGAAUUUGAAAAUUUAUAGAUUGUAAGCAGCAUUUUUUUUUUUUUUUUUACCAAACAGUUUGAACUAAAAAUACAUAUUUACUCUCACAUAUAAACAAAAAAAUAAUACUGACAUUUCACAGAACUGAUAUGAUUUAUGUUUUCAUUCAUGUAUUUACUUUUGAUGAAUGGAUGGACCACAGGCGUGUGAUGUAUGCCUGUAUAACCCCACAUGUUUACUCUGGCAUGAAAAAUGACUGCUCAUAAAAGGUAACUGUUAAAAAAACAUAAACACAGAGGGUCUACAGGGGAUUCGGGCUCCACCGGACGCAUCUUAAGUGUUUUUCAUUUAGUUGCGGGAGGAACUGGAAGUUCUUCAGCAGUAUGUGAAAGUGGUUUUCCAAAAAAAACAAACUCAAUUAUUUGAUGCUGUGUUCAUAGUGGUGGAAAACAGUGCGUCAGCCUCUGCUCCAAGAUCUCUUAGUUGAGGUCACGUGACAGUGAUGGCCAAACACAACAUUUAUAUGGUCAAAGCAUUCAGUGAGUUGUUGGGUGUGGCUGAUAGGGAUAUUAUCUUGGAAGUAUGUCUUGGAACAAUUUGUUUGUGUUGGAAGAAAUGUUAAGCUCUUUCAGAAUCAUUGGCCAGAUGAGCUUUGCAUGCAACAAAAGGUGUCCCACCUGCUUUCAAUUGACUUCACAUCGCUCCUUUAUUAAAGUGUUUUGUUCAGUUUGGCAGUUCCAGCUCUACAGUACACUGUACUGGAACUAUACAGUGUGUUUAACAUAAUGCAAAAGAACUCUGUUUUUUCAUGUUGAAAAAUUGACAUUUAACAUAAGAACAUGAAUUAAAAUCUCCUGAGAAUUACAGUAAGUGAAUACAAACAAAGUUCUUGUGGGAGAACGGAUAAUCUAGCUAUGUGAAAGCAUAAGCCUUCAAAAAGCACAGAGGGGAUGAACUCAGCCAUGACCAUAUCAACAGCUCAUUUGGGCUCAACUUGGCUGAAAGAAAACUCAGCACUGUUUUAUAUUGCCAUAACAUGCUGCUGCAAGGGUCUGACUUCAGGGAUCACCAUAUCAACAGACAAUCUGUUUUUUAUUCAUGGGAUAGUUUUCUUUGAUAGAGUGGAGGAAAAGAUAUAAACAAAUGUAUAAUCUUGCAACUUAAAGAAGUUAUUAAAAAAGUCAAAGGAAUAGUUAGUUAGACCUACUGUACGUGUCCAAUCCCAGGGUCCUAUGUCCCCCAGUUCUAAGGUUUGGGUUAGGGGGUUGGGAUCCUGGGAACAUAGAUGUCCUCUCCUCAAAACAGCUAGAAAUAGCUAGCCUGGCUCUGUCAGACGGUUACAAAAUAAAUGCACUUCUAAAGUUAACUAAGUAAUAAGUUGUUCUUUCUUUAAUCUGUACAAAAACCAAACUGUAAAAACAACAAGUUGCAGUUUUACUUAUGGCUUAUGUGCAGGAUUAUUUCCUGGCUGGGGGGAUUGUUCCUGCUGCUUUCAGUCUUUAUGUUAUGCUAUCCGUCUACUGGCCCCAACUUCAUAAUUACCGAGGGAUAAGAGAGUGGUAUCAAUCUUCUCAUCUGAGAAAGGGAAUAAGCAUAUUUCCCAAAAUGUUGAACUAUUCCUUUAAGGAACUUUUAGUCAUGAGGGUUAAUCAACUACAAAUGAAUGAAAAAGCAUGUUUACAUUGAGGCAUGAAAUAAUCCCAACUCAGGUUCAGUUUAUUUGCUUUUUCUAGAGCUUUCCAUCAUAUCAUGUAGUAUGGAGUUUAAUGCUUCAGCCAAUAUAGGAAGUCCUAAAAGUGAUAUGGAUGACAUCAUAAAACCUACUAAGCUUGAAAGUCAACAGAUCGUUCUGCAUAAUAACUGAUAAAACGGCAUUCGCUGAUAAAGAUCAUGUAAUAUGGUUGAAGGUUUCAGAAAAAUACAGUACUGAAACUGAACCUUGAGUAAAAAACACAUGUUUACAUUUGUUUUGUCAAACAUGUUUGCACGUAUGCUGUUUUCGUACCAUUGACUCACAUUAAACUUUUAUCCUGUACCAUU